AUGGACCCUCAGCAGCGAAUCUGUCUUGAAGUUGCCUGGGAGGCAUUGGAGCAUGCCGGUAUCUCCCCCAACGACAUUGCCGGUAGCGACGCAGCCGUCUUGAUGGGUGUCAACUCAGACGACUAUGGCCGCCUCAUGCUCGAAGAUUUGCCCGGAAUUGAAGCUUGGAUGGGUGUUGGCUCUUCUUUCUGUGGUGUCCCCAACCGUAUCUCAUACCUCCUCGACCUCCACGGAAAUUCCAUUGCCUUAGAUGCUGCCUGCGCCUCCUCCCUCAUCGCCAUCCACCACGCAAAGCAACUUCUCGAGAACUACGAAUCCGAGGUUGCGGUCGUCGGUGGUGUCAACGCCAUGUGCGGACCUGGUCUCAUCCGUGUUCUCGACGUUGCCGGUGCUACAUCGCCUGAAGGCCGUUGCAGAUCUUUCGAUGCUGAAGCCAGGGGAUACGGCCGCGGCGAAGGUGCCGCUGUUGUCAUCAUGAAGCGUGUCGAGGACGCCAUCCGCGAUGGUGAUCAGAUCCUCUCUGUCGUCAAGGGUACUGCCGUCGGGCAGGAUGGCCGAACCAACGGCAUCAUGCAGCCGAACCCCCAAGCACAGGCGGAGGUCUACAAGAAGGCGCUCAGCGCUGCCGGGUUCGACGCUAGCACAAUUGAUUUCGUCGAGGCUCACGCUACUUCCACCCGUGUCGGCGAUCCUAAGGAAGUUUCCGCUAUCACAUCUGUCUACGGAUCUGCCGCCGGCCGCACUGCUGAGAACCCAUGUUACAUUGGCUCCGUGAAACCUAACGUCGGCCAUCUUGAAGCUGGUGCCGGUGUUGCCGGCGUCAUCAAGGCAACCCUCGCCCUUCACUACCGCCAACUACCCCCACAAGCUAACCUUCAGACCUUGAACCCUGCUGUCGAUUGGGCCAGCAGCGGCCUGCAAGUUGUUCGUGAUGCCAGACCCUGGCCUCGCCCAGACCAGAAACUCAGGGCUGGUGUCUGUUCAUACGGAUACGGAGGUAGCAUCUCCCAUUUAGUGUUGGAGGAGGCUCCUUCCAGGGAGGCUCUCAAGGAAGAGAACAACGGCCCUGUGAUUCUCACGCUCUCUGGUCCAGGAGAAAAGUGGUACAAGGGUCAAGCUGCCAAGCUCGCAGAAUGGUUAAAGACCGAAGGCGCAAAGAUCCCUCUAUCCGCCAUUGCCACCACUCUUUCUACCCGUCGCGCCCACCACCACGUCCGUGCUUCGAUAGUGGCCGAGAACCACGAGGGUGCCAUCGCCAGUCUCGAAAAACUUUCCCGGGGGAUCGAUGACUUAACCAUCAUCAAGGCCCGCACCGUCUCUGGAAACACCAAUAACGACGUCGUUUGGGUAUUCUCCGGCCAUGGCGCUCAAUACCCAUCCAUGGGAGUCGAACUCCUCAAGACUGAACCCGAAUUUGCGAAGGUCAUUGACACCCUUGAAUCCACUUACCAAGAGACUUUGGGCUUCUCUCCAAGACAAGCACUCGAGACCGGUGAUUUCGAGACCACUGAUAAAAUCCAGGCAUUAACUUUCGCUAUGCACGUUGGUCUUGCCGCAGUCCUCAAAUCCCGUGGUAUCAAGCCUGCUGCCAUCAUUGGUCAUUCGGUUGGUGAGAUCGCCGCUGCCGUCACCACCGGUGCUCUGACUCUUCUUGAGGGUGCUCGUGUUGCUAGUAUCAGGGCUAGUCUAUAUGGGCGCCCAGAUGUUGCCGGUAAAGGCGCAAUGAUCUUGGUGGAUAUUCCUUUUGAGGAUGUUGAGAAGGAUUGUGCGUCUCGCAAGGAUAUCAAUGCCUCCAUCCACGCCUCGCCAACAUCUACUGUUGUCUCUGGAACUCCGGAAGCCAUCAAGGAGUACUCCGACUACCUUGCCACCCAGCAGCAGCAAGUCCGCGUCGUCAAAUCCGAUGUUGCCUUCCACAGCCCCCUCCUUACUUUCCUCGGUCCAGCUCUUACUAGACUUCUCGGAGACACUAUCUCUCCCAAACAGGCCGAUAUCAAGUUGUACUCCACAUCGGAUCUCGAUGCUCGCACAGAUAAGCUGCGCAACUGCGAUUACUGGAUCAACAACAUGCUUGGUCCUGUCUGGCUUACUUCUGCCGUAAAGGCCGCUGCGGAGGACGGAUAUAAGGUCUUCUUGGAGGUCUCCGCCCACCCGUUGGUAUCUCACUCAAUCAACGAGACUCUCAUGGAAAUUGGUGAGGAUGAGUCUGUCGUUAUCCCCACUAUCCGCCGCAACCACCCUGCUUGGGAGGGAAUCAACACCGCCUUGGGUCGCCUCCACGCCAACGGUGCCGUCGUUGACUUCAAGAAGUUUGUCGGAAAGACCUGGGUCCCUAGCCUCCCUCUUACCGUUUGGCAGCACGAGAAAUACUGGCAUGAGGUCACCCUAGACGGCACUCCCGGUGUCAGCGGCAGCGUUGAGUCCCUCGCCCACAGCCUCCACUGGACCGCCGCCCAACUUGACAGCACCCCCGCUCCUCUCAAUAAUGUCGUCUUCGUUGCCAACAAAGACCACUCCCUCCUUGGUCCCUUCAAGAAGACCCUCACUAAGCGUGGUCUCGGUGUUAAGGUCAUUGAGAGCCCUAGCGAAAUCGAAUCACACUCUGAUGUCCUCCACAAGACUGGAACCGUUGUUAUCGUCCUCCCCGAUGAGCUCGAAGAUAUCGAGAGACUCCCCCAAACCAACUUUGCCAAUACCCUCAAGCUCCUCGAAAUCACCAAGCGUCUCAACACUUUCAACUCCUCCGCCAAGCUCUGGGUCAUCACUGAGGAAGCCCAGAACGCAAAGAACGAAUACUCUCUUGCCGCUGCCUCGAUGUUAGGUCUCGCCCGUAUUAUUGCCUCUGAGCAACCUGACUUGUGGGGUGGUUUGGUUGAUAUCGACGAGCCUGCCUUCCCCUUCCAGGUCCUCAAGUUCAUCCGCAAGGCGGGUGUGGUGAUCGUCCGUGACGGUGUCAGCAAGAUUCCCCGUCUCCGCGCCCUCCCUAAGGCCUCCCUUACUCCUGGAAGCGACCUGAAGUCUGCCGUCAAGAUCCGACCCGACGGAACAUACCUCAUCACCGGUGGUCUCGGUGUGUUAGGUCUCGAAGUUGCCAGCUGGCUGGCCGAAAAGGGUGCCCGCCGUCUUGUCCUCCUCUCCCGCAAGGGCCUACCCCUCAGAUCCACCUGGUCCAGCGCUACCAGCGGCCCCAACGCCGGUAUCAUCAACAAGGUCAAGACCAUUGAAGCUCUGGGAGUCGCCGUCAACACUGUUUCUUUGGAUCUCGGCAAGCCCGGCGCUGAUGAGGAUCUCAAGAAGGCUCUCGAUAACUUGUCUCUUCCUCCCGUCACUGGUGUCGUCCAUGCCGCGGGUGUCAUGGAAGACGCUUUUACCCACGAAGCCACCGAACAAUCCUUCAAGAACGUCCUCACCCCCAAGGUUGAUGGGUCAUGGGCUCUUCACAACGCCUUCCCCGUCGGAACCCUCGACUUCUUUGCCCUCUUCUCUUCUUGCGGUCAACUCUUCGGCUUCCCCGGGCAGGGCGCAUAUGCCUCUGGUAACGCCUUCCUGGACGCCCUCGCCAACUACCGUCGCAAUUCUGGCGAUAACACCCUCUCACUCAUGUGGACUGCUUGGAGCGGCCUUGGUAUGUCUGCCUCUACCUCCGCUGACUAUAUCGAUGCCGAGAUGGAGUCCAAGGGCAUAACCUCUGUCACCCGUGACGAAGCGUUCCGCGCCUGGGAGUACGCUGCCAAGUAUGAUGUUCCUCAGGUCGUUGUUGUUCGGUCUCUGCCUAUCGACGAGGGCGCUACCCCCGCGGUUCCUAUCCUCAACGAUAUCGUUGCCCGCCGCCCAGCGCCCGAAGUCGACUCUGAGGACGAGGAGAAUAGUGAAUAUGAAGAAUCAGCCCCUGCCGCCACCACCCCAUCAAACCCCGCCGACCUCAAGAAGCACCUCGAGGCAACAAUCAAGGCUAACGUCGCAUCAGUCCUUCGCCUCUCCUCCCCUGAUGAUGUUGACACCCACCGCCCGCUCUCCGAGCUCGGAAUGGACUCGGUUAUGACUGUCGGUCUCCGAAAACAAUUCAAGGACACCUUUAAAGUUACCAUCCCACCCACCCUUAUUUGGGCCCACCCAACCGUCGCACAUUUGACCAAAUGGUUCGCAGAAAACGCUAAAGUAUCCGCACCCUCCGCCGCUGCCACCACCUCCAGCGCGCCCAAGAAAUCAAAGGCCCCCAAGAAGUCCACCCCCAGCAGCUCCGGUAACGCCCUCCCCUCGAACCCAGUAGACUUGAAGAAGCGCCUCGAGCAGAUGAUCAAGGCCGACGUCGCCUCGGUCCUCCGCCUCUCCUCCCCCGAUGACGUGGACACCCACCGCCCUCUCUCCGAGCUCGGAAUGGACUCGGUCAUGACCGUCGGCCUGCGCAAGCAAUUCAAGGACACCUUCAAAGUCACCAUCCCACCAACCUUGAUCUGGGCUCACCCAACCGUCGCUCAUCUAACCAAAUGGUUCACCGAGAACGUGAAGCCCACCUCCUCCGCUGCCGCCGCCGCCGCUCCCCCAACCAAGAAGUCCAAGUCAACCAAGAAAUCGAGCACCUCCCCCACGGGCCUCUCCCUCCCCACCAACCCAGCGGAGCUGAAGAAGCACCUAGAGAAGCAAAUCAAGGCCGACGUCGCCUCGGUCCUCCGCUUGUCCUCCCCCGACGACGUCGACCCUCAUAGACCCCUCUCCGAGCUCGGCAUGGACUCGGUCAUGACUGUCGGCCUGCGCAAGCAGUUCAAGGACACCUUCAAAGUCACCAUCCCCCCCACCCUGAUCUGGGCUCACCCGACUGUUUCGCACCUUUGCAAGUGGUUCGCUGAGAACGUGGCUAAAUAAAUAAGUUUUUUCUUUCUUGUCCGGGGGGGAUGGUUAUUAUUGGGUGGGCGGGUGGGUAGGGUAAGGUGAGAUGAACGCGGGAUAGCAGAUGGGAAAAUAGAGAUGGGAUGAUGGAAAGCGCGAGGAAGUUGAAUGGAUGUGUGGAGUAUAGAGAGAGAAAGGGGUUCAUAUAUGUCGUAGUCUGUGAUUUCCAUUUCGCUCUCUUUUUUCUUUUUACUUUUAAUUCUUCUUCUCCUCCUUUCCGUCCCUUCCAUCUUCCUUGAUGAUUCUUGUUGUGUUGUCAUUGUUUUUCUCAGGAUGAAAAGUACGAUUAUGUCCGCGCGUUCAUGAUGGUGAUGUCUCUUUUGUUGUUUAUCGUUUGGUAUGUUUCCCGUUUUUCAUCUAUCCAAAAUGUUCUUUAUUUCUUUUUCUCUUCUUCUUCUUGUCGAUUCCCUUUCUUUCCUUCUUUUUGUCUAUUUUCUCUCCCUUCUCCAUUUGAUAGAUAUGAAA
Messenger RNA from Tuber melanosporum (Perigord truffle), 5352 nucleotides. RefSeq lists its product as uncharacterized. Gene Ontology annotation, molecular function: phosphopantetheine binding; fatty acid synthase activity; 3-oxoacyl-[acyl-carrier-protein] synthase activity. Gene Ontology annotation, biological process: secondary metabolite biosynthetic process; fatty acid biosynthetic process. The record is from RefSeq and is a predicted model, not a curated record. The transcript is spliced from 2 exons. Bases 1 to 4863 code for a protein of 1620 amino acids. NCBI's taxonomy places the organism in Eukaryota, Fungi, Ascomycota, Pezizomycetes, Pezizales, Tuberaceae.